Molecule: messenger RNA, 1157 nt
Organism: Actinia tenebrosa (Australian red waratah sea anemone)
Lineage: Eukaryota; Metazoa; Cnidaria; Anthozoa; Actiniaria; Actiniidae
Source: RefSeq, a predicted model, not a curated record
CUUCUAGCUCCAAUGUUCUUGUAACUCAGUUGCAUCUUCUAGGUUUGUAGACUCCCCUGUCCCCAGUACUCACAGGUCGGAUCUUGUUGUUAAUCGGCAUGGUUGGGAUAUCACGGUUCUCUUAAACUCUUCCAGAUACGUAUUUGAUAGCAGGCUUUAAAAUAAGGGAUAAUGAAUGCCCAAAAGCAAAAGACGCUUCACUUAAGUCAAAGUUUGAAAUCUUCUACGUCGAUCCAAUGUUUGACUUGAAGAAUAUUACUUUCAACGUGAUAAGAGACGAAUGCAAAUUCAACUUUACCUUCACAUUUGGUCCCAACAUCACGAUGUAUAACAUCAGUGAAGUGUUUAAAGAUGAACUCAAACGUAUCGAUAAUACCGUUGAUACAAUGGUGUUGACUAAUAUAAUAACAUAUAUUAAUGUUGCUGGUGUUAAGCUCGGAGACCUCAAGGUCCCAGCCGGGGCCUGUAAGAAGAUAUGCUGUGAUGGGGGACCUGGCGGACCAAUCACUCUGAACAGAACUUGUGAGCCUCCCGGAUCCCCCAUAUGUAGAAUUUACAAACUCGAGAGAGUGGAGCCAAAAUGCAUGGCUAUUUGCUCCCAAGAGUGUUCAGGGGUGACUUUGCGCAAGAUCUCUCUUCUUGUUCUGCUGCUUGGCGUAUUUAUGAAUUGGUUUCUGAAGUAAAACACCAGUAGCAAAUAGAGGCGCAAAAAGCCUGAAGAGGGAACCGUUGAAUAGUACAUAAGAAAGCUUUUUCGCUAUUUAUCAUGUAUAACUUAUAAGAAUACCGAUCGACGCUGAAGUUCGUAAAAGCUAGGAGUCGUUUAAACCUAUUUCAACAAACGUUGUCGGCCGGAGAUCAAAAAUGGGCGAUCUGCGACUAUUGAUAAAAUACGACAAGUUACAUUUCUAGUCAUGCUUCAUUUUGCAGUCUAAAAGGAAACUGGGUUGUUCGGCUGUGAACAGUGUGCUAUUUGGUCUCUGAUUUCCGACCGACGUUUUUUGAAAUAGGUGUAUGCAAUCCUAAUUUAAGCAAUUUAUUUAUACUCGGUUCUUAUAUCCACUUUUUUUCUUUUUGUUUUUUGUUUUUGCUUUUUGUAGAUUUAAUUGUAAGCUAUUUAUUUGUGUGCAAAUAAAAUCAAUUUGAGUUUGCUACAA